AACACUGGCAAAUAAUUCUAUGGAGCUACCCCAUUGUCCACAAUUUUCUCUGUACACAGGACUAGAUUGAGUUGCUGUGAUAUCCAACGCGGCUCCUGCCCAACAAUAACUUUGCACUAGCAAUUUAUGCAGCAGAAAAAUUUUCAAUUUGGGUUUAUUGGCUUGGAGUAUCCACCUCUGGAAAUCUGGCUCCACGCAAUCCAUCCAAACACUUUAUCCAGUGUAUUAUAUUCAAGCAAGUCGUCAGCUUCUCAGAUCUAACCCGUGAUGUCGGUAUCCCUCUUGCUCUCUAAUUUCCACAUAAUCUAUGACCACUUCUGCAUCAAUAAUGCCUCACCAUAUUCCCGAAUACUAUAUAUGUAGGCAAUACGUUGAGUCAGAAUCAGAAGCAUUGGAAUUGACUGUAUUACUUCAAAAUGCAAGCACGACUACUGGAAGGAAAAGUCGCUUAUGUCACAGGAGGAACUCAUGGGAUUGGUGCGACAUUUUCAAUGUAUUGGCAAAUCAAGGUGCCUCUAUCGUUGUCAACUACACCUCAUCAGAGGAUCGUGCAGUAGCCAUCGGCAAACGAAUUCAAGACGCCUGCAGUAAAGCGCUAUCAGUCCAGGCUGACGUUGAUGAUGUGAAUGGAGCCAAGAAGAUUGUUGAAGCGACGGUUGAAGCCUUCGGUAAAAUUGACAUUGUUGUCAACAAUGCUGCUAUUGGCAUAUUCCAAGUUCUGGAAGAGAUUUAAGUUGAAGACUUCGUAGCCAUGUUCAAUAUCAACGUGCGA
Messenger RNA from Umbelopsis ramanniana AG, 772 nucleotides. RefSeq lists its product as uncharacterized. Lineage: Eukaryota; Fungi; Mucoromycota; Umbelopsidomycetes; Umbelopsidales; Umbelopsidaceae. The transcript has a single exon. The record is from RefSeq and is a predicted model, not a curated record. Bases 308 to 733 code for a protein of 141 amino acids.